Molecule: messenger RNA, 1281 nt
Organism: Agrilus planipennis (emerald ash borer)
Lineage: Eukaryota; Metazoa; Arthropoda; Insecta; Coleoptera; Buprestidae
Exons: 3
Biological process (GO): regulation of transcription by RNA polymerase II; anatomical structure development
Molecular function (GO): RNA polymerase II cis-regulatory region sequence-specific DNA binding; DNA-binding transcription factor activity, RNA polymerase II-specific
Source: RefSeq, a predicted model, not a curated record
UUGAUUUCUGCAACAAUUUUUUUUAUUUCAGGACAGGCUGGGGUUAAUCAACUUGGAGGCGUAUUUGUCAACGGCCGCCCCCUGCCAGACUGUGUCAGAAGAAGAAUAGUGGAACUAGCAUUACUGGGAGUACGGCCCUGCGAUAUAUCUCGACAACUUUUAGUAUCACACGGAUGCGUAUCGAAAAUAUUGACACGAUUUUACGAAACUGGAUCCAUAAGACCGGGAUCUAUCGGGGGAUCAAAAACAAAGUAUUACGGAAAAGGUUCAGCUCGUAACAGUAUGUGGCUGUUGCAGCAAGUGGCUACGCCCACGGUGGUAAAGAAGAUUCUCAAGUGCAAGCAGGAAAAUCCGGGAAUGUUUGCCUGGGAAAUUCGGGAACAACUGGCGGCCCAGAGGGUCUGUGAACCACACAGUUUACCCUCAAUAAGCUCCGUCAAUCGUAUCUUGAGGAACAGCAGUAUUUCGACGGUUUCCUGGCCAGAUCAUCAGGACAUCUUGCAGCAGCAGGGUGCCAUCCCCUCAAACCCAACAGACGUCAACGGCAUGACUGCAAAUGACCUUUAUGCAAAGCACAUGUCGGCUAUAAGCAAUCGCCUUCAGUACUACCCCACUAUGCAGGAUGCAUCGUACAUGAGUUCCAAAAUGUCCAUUUUACAACAGCAAUUGCACAUUAGCACCCCCAGCGACCCCCUAGUCGACGGUACCACAAGUGCAUGGUCAAACUUAGUAGUACCUUUCAAUCAAACUCCAACAUUUACCGAAAAUAAAAGCCGCACAUCCGGCGCGAUUAAGUCGGAAGUUCAGUCUCGAGAUGGAAGGACAAAGAAUCCUUAUUCUAUCGAAGAAUUAUUGAAGAAACCAACCAAAAAAUCCAAAACAAUUGAGACCAUUAGAAUUCAUUCGGAUGUUUUGCAACCUGUUGGAGCCCUGGUGCAUGUUGACGGUGCUGUUAAAACUACAGAUGGAGAAGAACAAGAAGCCAACGUCGAAUCGUAAUCGUAAUCAUUAUUUAAAUUAAUUUACUACAAAAGCUUUGUUUCCAAAAACAAAAUUAAUUGGUGAUAACGUUUGCGUAUUAAUUUUUAUUUUAGUGUACGUAGUAUAAUUACAAAUAGCUACGAGCAAAAUUGGUAUUAGUCUUCCGAAAAUGCAAGGUCGCUAAAUUUAUACGUUGGGGGAAGGGUGAAUUCUCGAGUUUUCACAACUCAUACAACUAUCGAUACUAUUUUCUUUAAAAGUUUACAUGUAUGCCAGAAAUUUCAGCAUUUAAGACAAUUA